This is a messenger RNA of Symbiodinium sp. CCMP2456, 639 nucleotides long. Lineage: Eukaryota; Dinophyceae; Suessiales; Symbiodiniaceae. The record is from the annotation of a GenBank genome assembly.
AUGGGAAAGAAGCAGCCGCGAGCUCCACCGGAGCCCCUGGAUGACGCUCUCAUAUGCAAAGCUGAUGAGCUUACUCCUGGAACUGAUGUUGUGGUUGUGGGAGGCGCACACAGAAGGAUUCAUGGCUACCGAGCGGUCAUCUUGAAAAGCAAGGCUCCAAGUACUACAACGUUCAACAUUCGUGUGCUCCAAGGCACGGCGGAGGAGCGGCGCAAGAUCUGGACCAUCGAUCAGGCCCAUGUCAGGUACGGUCCUCAAGGGCAGGCGCAGGACGACGGAUUGCAUGCGUCUCUUCGCUGGCGCAUGACGCCUCCACCACUGACUGUCUUUAGUGCCAGGUGGUUACUGGGGUGGCAGUCAUUUUCCACCCUGGUUCCUCCGAAGCCGAUUAAGAAAGGCGACAGCAAUGAGGACCAGGAGCACGGGGAGUCCCCGACGGGGAGCAGCUUGAGAAGGCCGACGCCCAAGCAUAGGCAGAGCUCGCGUCCCUCGUCUACCGCAGCACCCCCUGCCUCUGCGCCACUGGAUGAUGAGGAGUGGGUGGAGAUAGAAGUCGAGGCAGAAGAGCCCCUUGGCACAGCCACCGCCAGCUCAAUGACUCGAUCCCCCUUGCAGAACAGCGCACUACAAGGCCGCUGA